This is a messenger RNA of Oncorhynchus kisutch (coho salmon), 5353 nucleotides long. RefSeq names its product ran-binding protein 10. Bases 330 to 2177 code for a protein of 615 amino acids. The transcript is spliced from 14 exons. The record is from RefSeq and is a predicted model, not a curated record. NCBI's taxonomy places the organism in Eukaryota, Metazoa, Chordata, Actinopteri, Salmoniformes, Salmonidae. Gene Ontology annotation, molecular function: protein binding.
AAUAAAUACACCCCUGGUCCUGACCAUCAACAAAAUACGACCGCAUACAACCACUCGAAAACUACAUUUCCUAGCUUCCUUUUCACGGACUCAAACUGAAAAAAUGACCAAAGAGGGGUUCGGAGCGGGUCUUCUGUAGUCGAUUCUGAAAAUCUUUCGAGCGAAUAGCCCUGUAUUCAACUACAGUACCCACACGUCACUGUCAGUCCUACUCGAGAGCGUUGGUUAGUCAGGGAUAUCACACCACUGUCUAUCUCACUCUCCCCCUGUAUCAACGCAUUGACAUAGCUAGUAGAAGACAAUAAAAAAUAAAAAAAUUCAAGCCGAAGAUGGCAGAGCUUGGAGCGGGGAGCCUGCUGUUGGGGGAUCCUGCUUUUAAUUACCAAGAAGCCGAGCUAAAUGAACGAUUGAAGCGGCUCUACCCGGCCGUAAAUGAGGAUGAGACCCCCUUACCCCGAUCAUGGAGCCCCAAGGAUAAAUACAGUUACAUCGGGCUCUCACAGAACAAUCUUCGGGUGCAUUACAAAGGUCAUGGGAAGAAUCACAAGGAUGCCGCGUCUGUGCGUGCCACUCAUCCCAUACCAGCUGCAUGUGGGAUCUACUACUUUGAAGUGAAGAUUGUCAGCAAGGGCAGGGAUGGGUACAUGGGGAUUGGUCUGUCUGCCCAGGGAGUCAACAUGAACAGACUGCCUGGUUGGGACAAGCACUCGUAUGGUUACCACGGUGACGAUGGACACUCCUUCUGCUCUUCAGGGACUGGCCAACCAUAUGGCCCAACCUUCACCACUGGCGAUGUGAUUGGUUGCUGUGUGAACCUAAUUAACAACACCUGUUUCUACACCAAGAAUGGCAUCAGUCUAGGUGUAGCUUUUACAGACCUCCCUCCAAACCUGUACCCCACAGUGGGCCUGCAGACUCCUGGAGAGAUUGUGGAUGCUAACUUUGGCCAGCAGCCCUUUGUGUUUGACAUUGAGGACUAUAUGAGUGAAUGGAGGGCUAAGAUCCAUGGCAUGAUCGCCCGCUUCCCUAUCGGCGAGAGACUGGGGGAGUGGCAGGCAGUGCUGCAGAAUAUGGUAUCCACCUACCUGGUGCAUCAUGGGUACUGUGCUACGGCCACAGCCUUUGCCAGGGCUACAGAAACCUUGAUCCAGGAGGACCAGACCUCCAUAAAGAACCGGCAGAGAAUACAGAAGCUGGUAUUGGCAGGGCGUGUUGGAGAGGCCAUCGAAGCCACACAGCAGCUGUACCCUGGACUUCUAGAACACAACCCCAAUCUACUCUUCAUGUUGAAGUGUCGGCAGUUUGUGGAGAUGGUGAACGGUACAGACAGUGAGGUACGAUGCUUUAGUGUCCGCUCCCCCAAGUCCCAGGACAGCUACCCUGGCUCCCCCAGCCUGAGCCCCCGACAUGGAGCCACCAACCCCAAUCUGCACAGUGCAGGAGCAGACAGCCCCACAUGCAGUAACGGGGUCACCCCACCCAACAAGAACAAGAGCCACAACAAGUAUCCAGGCGUCAGCUCUGCCUCCUCCUCCUCUUCUUCCUCCCCUUCCUCUGUCAAUUACUCUGAGUCCAACUCCACUGACUCCACCAAGUCCCAGCCUCACAGUGGCACCAGCAACCAGGAGGAGACCAGGUGUGUGGCAAGUGACAGUGAGAUGGAGAUUGAGGCUGAGCACUACACUAACGGGGUGGCAGAGAACCCCUCUGCUCGGAUCAUGAAUGGCACCUACAAGCACCAGGAAAUCCUGCAGGCUCAGGACAUCAGCCUGGGCAACGGAGUGGCAGAGGAUAGCUGUGCCUCCAGACAGCUGUGUGGAGGGAACCAAGCAGCCACAGAGCGGAUGAUCCAGUUUGGCCGUGAACUGCAGGGCCUCAACGAGCAGUUGUGCCGUGAAUACGGCAAGAAUGUCACACACAAGAAGAUGCUGCAGGAUGCCUUCAGUUUAUUAGCAUAUUCAGAUCCCUGGAACUGCCCAGUGGGGCAACAGCUAGACCCAAUGCAGAGAGAGAAUAUCUGCUCUGCUCUUAACAGCGCCAUCUUGGAGUCUCAGAACUUGCCUAAGCAGCCCCCUCUGAUGCUUGCUCUGGGUCAGGCCACAGAGUGUGUCCAGCUCAUGGCUAGGGUCCGCUCAGGGUCCUGUUCCUUCGCCAGAGUAGACAACUUUUUGCACUAGCCCCAGUCCAGGUGAGUCUGGACAGACACACACAUACUUACUUCCCUCCCCUUAUAGCACCACAUCAAUGCACUGUUUUACCUAUAAGGAACUUUUCAGGAAUGUUUUUGACUACACAUGGCCCAUGCUGUUAGCGUCAAGUUGGAUUGUAGGGUUACUGUUUGGAGUACAGUAAUAGUACAGUAAUAGUACAGUAAUAGUGUUGUAUAGAUUACAAUACAGCAGUUCCAAAAAUGUUUAUUUCAUUCCUAAGGCAAUGUUCAGGACUAAGAAGAGGUCUUUCCAAUGGGUUGCCAGAUGACUGAGGAAAGCAUGUGUUUGAAUUUGUGUGUCGCUUGCCAUUUGGCAGAAGCAGAUGGACAGGGGAAUGAGUAGAACAUGACAGGAAAGCUUAUUUUUAAUUUAGUAUUAUCAAAUACAAAAUGUGUGACUCUAUUUAAAGAAUUCAUUAUUAUUCUGUUUAUCUAGUUAUGUUCUAGGUUUUAUUUAGUCAGUUUGUUGUGCUCAUCUUGGAAGGAAAAAAAAUCUAAUUCCGUUUUUGUUUUUGAGUGGAUUUCAAUUCCCUACACAGUAUUUUAAAGAUGUUCAUCAUAUCAAAGAAAUUAAUGUUGGCAUGCUUUGUCGUUACCAAGCAAGAUACUCUGGUUUCUUUCAUUCAGAACUCAGGUAUUCACAGCACAUUUGUCAACUCAGUAUGGGAUAUUGUAGGCAGAGGUAUGUUUACCCAGCUGUUCAGUGGCUCCAAUUUAGGACCUGCAUUUUUUGGUUCAAAUUCUUACUACUUAGUAUGACUUAACUCCAGAAGCUAAUUUAAUUUAAAGUUAAAGGUCUGAAUUGGCUUCUGAAAGUACACAUGGCUAUAAGCCACUAACCUGCUGGUCACCUCAGAGCCCCAUACAGCAGCAUUCACCUCAGAUCAAACAAUGAUGACACUGAUUCAUUUGUGAGUUUCAAUAUAAGUGUAGUAUAUUUCCAAUCAAGUGUCUCCACUAGCUUGAUAUACACACAAUUUAAUGAUAUAUUCAAUAAAAAAGUUAAACUGAUUGCCAAAUACAAGGCUUUUAAUUUGACCUCCCCUUUUCUAAUAACCAAUGGUACUUGCCAUUGGCCACACUUAAUUCAUACAGUCAGUCAUUAAGUCUUUUCAUACCAGUGCUUUGACAGCCAGCCAUUAUCUUAUCAUCGCGAACAUGCUUAUUUUUCCGCUCUCUUGCGGUUCUAUUUUUCUCACAACUAAUGUGAAGCUGUCGCGUUAAUACAUAAACUCAACAUAGACUCGGUCACUUUUACAAACAUGUGACCUUAACUUUGUUCCUUUGUUUUUGUUUGUUUAUUAUAGUCAGUUGAAUAUGUUAUUUUUUUUUCUCUCUUUCUUUCAUUACAGUAUGUAUUCUCCUAUUUUUAACAGAUAUUCUCUUGGCACAUGGGACAGUUGUCGAUCAUUGAUGUAUUAACGCAGUAUUUCACCCAGCCAGCAGGAGGUGCUCCACUGUGUGUUGAAUGUAGUUUAGCAGAUUAUAUUAUGUUUGUGCUUCAGAUUUGCUGCUGGCCACCAUGAGAUUGAUAUUGACAUCCCCUGUACCUGUAAGACAUAUUGCAAUGUGUUUCAUUAACUAUUUUGACAAUCCUGCAAAGCAUGUUUGAAGUAAAGGGGUGGUGGGUGUAGAAAACAUCAGCUUCUGUGUUGUUAGUGUUUGGUAGACUUUAAUAUGUUCACAAAGCCCAAUCUACCCAAUCUUUACAUUUAGACAACAUCUAUCGGCAUCAUGGGCUUAUACCUACUACAAUAUAUACAAAAACAAGAACAAAUACCUUAACUUAAUGUCUACCCUGGCCAAACCCUAACCCAGACGACGCUGGACCAAUUGUGCGCCGCCCUACAGGAGUCCCAAUCACGGCCGGGGCGGUAGGUAGCCUAGUGCUUAGAUCGUUGGGCCAGGUUGCUGGAUUGAAUCCCAGAGCUGCCAAGGUAAAAAUCUGUCGUUCUGCCCCUGAACAAGGCAGUUAACCCACUGUUCCCCGGUAGGCCGUCAUUGUAAAUAAGAAUUUGUUCUUAACUGACUUGCCUAGUUAAAUAAAGGUUAAAAAUAAAUAUUGUAUUGCAGUAGGAAGUAAAAUACAAUAUUUAUUUUACCUUUUAUUUAACUAGGCAAGUCGGUUAAGAACAAAUUCUUAUUUACAAUGACGGCCUACCCUGGCCAAACCAUAACCGGGACGACGCUGGGACAAUUGUGCGCUGCCCUAUGAGAGUCCUAAUCACGGCCUGGAAUCGACCACUGCACCACUCGGGAGCCCUUUAUCCCGAACCUGUUGAAGACUGACAUACUGGGUGGGGCACAUCAUCUUUCAAGCACACCUAUACACACUGUAACCCAUGUUGGAUGAGGUUUUAGUUGUUUUAAUUCAUGUUGCUUAAUUAGUUAAAUCUUUAGGUGGCGCUAUCCAUUCGCAUGAGUUUUCACUAUAGAGUUUACCAGUAAUUCUGAACAAUACCUUCAGUGAUAGACUUUCAAUAUUGGAAGCAGCCAGCAGAUAGAUUUUGAUAAUAUUUUAUGACAUUAUAGCAAAGCCUGCAUCUCUUGAAGGCUUUCAAAAACUGGAAAUGGCUUUUAAACUCCUAUAGCCACCCAAAAUGUAUAUUUCCAUUUUAAGAUCAUUCAUUAUGAAAUAGAAUGACUAAUGUUUAGGUGUGUGUGUGUGUGUACGUAGAAAGAUCGUAAUCUGUCGAGCUUCUCCUGGGACUUUUAUAGACACACCUACACCUACUGUAGCAAACAAUCUCCCUGUUCUCCUUUUAUGUGUUAUGUUUUUCAAUUGGAGCUAUCCAUGCUUCAAAUGGAGAGGCGAAGGGAAUGGAAUUAGGAAUUAAAAACAACAAGCUGUGCACAAUUUACUAUUAUUUUCUAUUAUUAUUUUAAUUUCAUAUUGAGUUUUGAGUUUAGCAAUUGUGAGGUGAGUUACCCUCUACUUGGCAUGAAACUUUUAGAACCUUUAAAACAAUAUAUAUAUAUAUAUAUUGUUUUAUAUAUAUAUAUAUAUACACACAAAAAGAGAGAUUAUAAUGAUAAUAAAAAAUUAAAAAACAUACCUAUGUACUAGAAACAUGAUGAAGAAAUAUUGUAUUCUGUUUAAUUUUGACAGAAUUAUUUUUAUUAAAAUACACAUACAUAAGCAUA